Molecule: messenger RNA, 1797 nt
Organism: Hydra vulgaris (swiftwater hydra)
Lineage: Eukaryota; Metazoa; Cnidaria; Hydrozoa; Anthoathecata; Hydridae
Product: cyclic AMP-dependent transcription factor ATF-7
Biological process (GO): regulation of transcription by RNA polymerase II
Molecular function (GO): cAMP response element binding; DNA-binding transcription factor activity, RNA polymerase II-specific
Source: RefSeq, a predicted model, not a curated record
ACAAAGUGUUCACAGGUUAUUGAAAAAUUCAGCACGUGAUUGCACAAAUUUCUUCACAGUCGAUAAAAAUGUUUUUGAAACUUCCAACAUCGUGUUUUGCCAACAGUGACCACCUUGCUGUUCAUAAAUGUCAGCUUCAUGUAAAAAUACCUUCAGUUUUGUUUCAGCCAGGUUCAGAUCAAACACCUACACCGACACGUUUCAUGAGAACAGCAGAUGCAGUGGAUUCACAACUAUUUGAAGAAAUUAAUCCCUUUGACCAGGAUUUUAGCAUAGCAUCUAAGAAUCAACUAUCUUCUGAAGCAAAUAAUGAAGAUAUCUCUUCAACUACCCUUAAACAGCAUAAAGGACCAUUACAGACACCGAAUCCUAUUAUAACCUCACACAACUUUACAUCAGUUUCAUCUUUGACAGCAUUUCCCAGUUCCAAAAAACCUUCAGUUUUAAUAAAAAAUGAAGAAGAAUGUGUGACCGCUGACAAAAAAUCCUCUAGCAAAUCUAUCUUAACCAAUGAAAACAUUAAGAAUCAAGAAAAUCAAUCUUUUUUAGUUCAUCAAGAGUACCAAGACCUUUGCUUACCUAAACAAUUGGAUCGAUCAGAAUUUUCGGAACAACGUGAUUCCCAUAGUUUAUCGGUUUUUUCUCUUUUGCAACAGCAAAUCAAUAUACAGUGUUCUCCGUCGUCUAUUACUGAACAAUCUAAUACUUCUGCGCAACUCAAUCAACAUACGUCGUCGACUGAAGUCUUAAGAGAUCAUUUAAACAAAUUAAUUAAAUCUGGGCAAAUUAAAAUACAGUUUUCUUCUAGUCCAUCAUCCACAAAAGUGCAGGCAACUAUUGUUGGUACUAUAGCAACAAAACAGUCAGGAACUCAAUCUGCUGUCAUUCAGAGUAGCGUAAAUCCGAUCAUAUUAUCUUCUUUAGCAUCUACAGUUGCAACCCCAUCAAUUCGUAACAUUGCACCAUCAACGAACCCUUUUGAUAGUUCGGUAGGAUCAGGAGUCGCUAAGCAGAAGUUGAGACAAGUGGUUCAACAAAGCACCUUUAGUAGCAUGGAUAAUAACAAUUCAAAUAAUGUAAUAAGUCAGCGCAUUUCUAUAUCACCUUCUAAUCAGGGGAAAUACAAAGAUAUAAUAUUGGAGGACGAAGACUCGAUGAAAGAAGGAUCAGAGUCAGGAGGAGGUAAAAGAAGAGGAAGAACGAGUGAAGAAUUAACUCCUGAUGAAAAAAGAAAGAAGUUUCUUGAGCGUAACAGAGCGGCUGCUUCGCGAUGUCGUCAGAAGAGAAAGGUUUGGGUAAAUCAAUUGGAAAAAAAAUCUGAUGAUUUAAUGCAGACAAAUGCGGAGUUAAUGAAUGAAAUAAAUAGUCUGAGAUCUGAAGUAGCUCAAUUAAAGGCUUUGCUGCUGGCACAUAAAGAAUGCCCUGUUACGCUGCAUCAAAAAUCAGUUCUCGAAAGAAUUAGUUCUGGGGGUAAGAAAUUGGCGUAUGUGACUGUUUCUGAUGGUCAAAUCAUAGCCAUCCAUCCUAUUAACGAGUUAAAUGGCGAAAAUGAAAUUACUUCCGCUGAAGAACUUGCAAGCAGUGCUUUAACUAAUAUGGGGUCAAUAUCAUCAAAUCAACCGUAAUAUAUAAACAAAUGUGUAUUUUAAUAACGAUAUUUUGAUUAUGUGAUUGAUUUUGUAUAUAUAGUCUAGAGUUUUAUAAAAUGUACAUAAGAUAAUGUACAUAUUUCUCUAAAAAUGUAUUUAUAAAGAACUUUAAAACAGCUAAAAGAUUUUGUCUUAUGGUGAUUUUAAA